CUCAAUUACAGUAACGAAAGUUCAAUUGCUAUUUUACGCGUAGUACGRUACGUACGKUACGUACAUAAUGUAUUCAGAACGGAAUACGACCUAGUUUCGUUUUGGUGUUGCACCCCCACCGUUCAACUCCCACACUCUGUACUUAAAACAUGGAUUCCAAGACAACCAGAGACAACGAAGAGGGUCAGGAUUCGGAAGACAUACUUGAAAAUACAUCGGAUUUUUCUCUAAUUGAUUCGUUCCAAGAAGUUCGGAUGACAACUUCGAAAAAGGAGCUUUCACCAAAGUKUGUCGGGAAAAAUUCCCGUGCGUCAAACGGAACAGAAACGAUGACGAUGACAGCCAAGGGGACGGAAUCGUGCCAAGCGGAGGUGAUUCCAGAACUUGAAAGCCCGGACCUUCAAGUGGGUGAUCACGUCUACCAAUGGAGAAGUCUAUGUGGUGUCCCGUAUAUGUUUCAACACCACGGGAUAGUCAUGGACAUCAUCAAAGACGAGGAUGGGAACCCGACUCGACUGACCAUUGCAGAUUUCUCCAACGUCGAGACGAAGCCAUCACAGAAAAAAAGCAAAACCAAGGUGGACACGACAAAAACUGAUGCAAAGCGAUUUGACAAUUCUGAAAUUGUUAUUGAACCUGAACCAGAGAUAGGAAUAAUAGAACAUUCAUCUCAACAAAAUGAAGCAGAGGAGGAAACUGCCAAUACGAAUGACGGACGCUCGACAAAAAGUUCGUCGCGAAGACUGAGCCUUGAACAAGAAGGAAUCAUGCGAACAUACACCGAUACAGACAAAUGGCACAAGGUUCAUUAUCAGUCUGGUUGGUGGAAGCGCCAGCUGUGUCGAUCCGGGACGGCAACGAAAGCAAAAUCAGACCCUGUGGGCUUGGUGUUAGCGAGGGUGAAUUUCAUCAUGCAAUAUCCCGAGCAGCUUCCCGACUACCAUGUCGUUCAUGCAAAUUGCGAGUGUGUUGCUUUUUGGUGCAAAACAGGUAGAUGGUCUACCCUCCAAGCCAGCUCGUUUUUGGAGUUGACGGCAGCAGGGUGAGUUUUUUCCUUCCUCCCGUGCGGCUAUGUUGCUAUGCAGUACACCGAAGGUCUCUGAACAGUUUGUUUAUGUCACUUCGUUCGUCCUCAUUUUCCACUCAUGAUCUUGUCUCUGUUCAAUUAUCUAUAUCAUCGAUACUCUCAACUUUGUUGUUCACAAUUGGUGAAAAAAACAUCAUGUAGCCAAGCAAAAUCAUCUGCGACGUUGGCAGCAACAGCUGCAGGUGCAACAUCGAAUGUAACUGUUCCGGCGGCUGGAAUCUGGGGGUCUUGGUUUGGAUUUACGACAUCUACCAGUGUCAGUUGGCUUAGUUUACAUCCAAUGGCAAUUCCCGGACUGGCUUGCUACGCCGCUAUCACGGUUGGAGUACCAGCCAUUAUGUAUGCAAAGGCCAGCAAAAAGUGGAAGGAAACCUCCCAACGUUUGUGCGACGCAUUUUGGGACUCUGCAGCGGAAAAUCCAGAUGUGUUUGCAGAAUGUCUCACGCACUGGAGUGAUAAAGAAUGAGAAAAAUCAGCACAAAAUAUCACCAAUAUACUGUGAAGUUACGAAAAAAUUACAARUGAGCAUGCUGUCCUGAAAACAACGCUCCUGMAACCUUUGCGAUUAAAGGCAACGGGGAACGACAUAUAUUUUUGUGGAUUUUGGAUAGAUUAUAGAUCUUGAGAUCCUCAAACCACUGUGACCUUCUUUGGCGGCACGUACUCAUUGUACAGUGCUUGCUUUAAGUCUAUUGCCUUAGUCUUUAAGUUGAAAAAUGGAUUAAGGAAUCUCGAUUUCUUCACUUCAGUAAGCAAGCCGUGUCAAGCCAGAAUGUUGAAUUGCUGCACCAAUGUUUUGAUUUCUAAUGAGAUCCUUGUCUUGCAACUCACUUCUAACUUCCUUGUGGAUAUCACACCAGCGUAGGUACAUGGUGGCUAUACAGUAGGUGAAUUCAGGGAAAGAAACCGUCAUUAUUGCAGUGUACAGGGUGAAAGUAAUUACUAACGUUUUGCUGGAUAGGCCAAAAUAUGGAGCUUCCAAAACCAACCACGAUCGAUCGCAUCGCUACUCCCCGAAAGAGCCCAAUAAAACCCUCUUUCAAAACAAUGUGCCUCCCAAUCUUUAAUAUGGAUGUGGAUGUCGUUUUGUUGGCUUUAAUUCUAGUAUUGAUAACAUCCAGGGGGCAUGUCAAAAUUGCGCACCCAACUCCAGAAGCUGUGCCACAAAGUGCACUUCCUUGUGAACUUAUGGGGUCGUGUUUCGACAAGCCAUARCAAGAUUUAUAAUAGGACGCAAACAAUUCAUAGAAACCAAUCUUUACCGCAGCGAAUGGUAGAUCUCUGAUUAAAUUAACGUGCCAUCC
This is a messenger RNA of Pseudo-nitzschia multistriata, 2391 nucleotides long. Lineage: Eukaryota; Bacillariophyta; Bacillariophyceae; Bacillariales; Bacillariaceae. The record is from the annotation of a GenBank genome assembly.